AUGGCUCAAUGCAAAGCUUUAACAAAUCCGGAUACUAUGUGGCCAUUUUGCCCAUCAAUAGCCCCUGCCUACAUUUUUGCCGUCCUCUUCGGCCUGACAACUCUCUUCCAUAUCGCACAGGCAAUCCUGCAUCGCAAAUUUUACUGCUGGGUCAUCGCCAUGUCCGGGGCGAUGCAAACAGUGACCUAUAUCUUCCGCAUAUUGAGUAUCCUCAGUCCGGCCAGCUAUAGCUAUUAUGCUACAUGGUUCAUCUUGAUUCUGGUCGCGCCACUAUGGACCAACGCCUUUGUCUAUAUGGUUAUGGGUCGAAUGGUCUGGAACUUCAGUGAUGAUGCGCGUGUCCUGCACGUACGACCUUGGCGGUUUGGUCUUUUUUUCGUUAUUCUUGAUAUCAUCGCGUUUAUUGUUCAAGUCUAUGGAGCCGCGAUGGCAGCAGGCGAUGAUGUCUCAUACAACACGGAAAUGAUAGGACUUCAUAUUUAUAUGGGUGGUGUCGGCGCGCAACAGCUCUUUGUUAUCAUGUUCAUUGUUUGCGCAAUCUUUUUCCACCUCAAGAUUAUCCGGCAGCAACGGUCAGAUCUGAAGAAGGCUCUACUUCUCCUAUAUGUGAUUUAUGCGUGUCUCGCCUUGAUCACGCUGCGCAUCUGUUUCCGCUUAGCCGAAUACUCGCAGGGUCUCGAAAGCAAAAUCCCCCUCCACGAAGCGUACCAGUAUUGUCUCGACAGCUUGCCUAUGCUGAUUGGACUCGUGCUUCUUAACGCUGUGCACCCAGGCCGCAUCAUGCCGGGCAAGGAUAGUGACAUGCCGAGCCGCAAGCAACGCAAAACUAUGACAACCUAUACUAAGACUCGGGCAUUGGAUGAUGAAAUGACUCUACAAGAAUAUAAUUCGAGCGUUUAA
This is a messenger RNA of Penicillium waksmanii, 900 nucleotides long. RefSeq names its product RTA1 domain-containing protein. The transcript has 5 exons. The record is from RefSeq and is a predicted model, not a curated record. The coding region runs from base 1 to 900 and encodes 299 amino acids. NCBI's taxonomy places the organism in Eukaryota, Fungi, Ascomycota, Eurotiomycetes, Eurotiales, Aspergillaceae. Gene Ontology annotation, cellular component: membrane.